Paramecium pentaurelia is the source of this 21521-nucleotide messenger RNA. Lineage: Eukaryota; Ciliophora; Oligohymenophorea; Peniculida; Parameciidae. The record is from the annotation of a GenBank genome assembly.
AUGAUUUUACUUUUUGCAAUUAUUACAGAAAUCAUAGCAGGUUUGUGAAUUUAACAUAUUUUUAGAUUUCAUUUUACCUGAUCGUGCUAAUCCAAUAGUACCUUAUAGAAAUAAUGAAGAUGCUUAUACUUUUUACGAUAUUUUCUUAUCAGUGAGCACAAGAAUUUCUUCAAAUGGAAGAUUAUAAAUUACCUUCCCUCAAGAAUUUGAUGGAACAUAGUUGCGUCUUCUAUAAGAUGACAUUAUGGGAGUAAGGAACUUCAUAUGAUAUUUAACUAGGCAGCUAAUAUAGACAAGGAAUGCUAUAUUGAAUACACAUUCUCAACUACCACAAGAUGCAUACCUUAUGUAGAGCCAGCAGUGACUAUACCAGCAACAAAUUAUUAUUCAGUGAGCAAUAGAACAAUUACAAUAUAUUUUGGUACAGAACCUCUGAAUGCUGGUAGCUAGAAAGUCAGAAUAAAAUAUAACAAAAAUCCAGUAGGAUUAGGAGGGAAAUCAAGUGGUUUUCUUCAGAUUAUAACUUUAAGAGAUACAGUUCCAGUGGACUAGAAUUUAAAUUUUGGUACUGUUGGUUUCGCUCCUGUUUAUAAGAAACAUACAAUAGGUAUGUAUAAAUUAAAAUCAAUUAGCUUCUGAGGGUCAAAUAAUAAACGAUGGUUCAAAAUUAGGAGGUUACGUUACGAAUUAUGUUAUUUAGUUUACUACACAAAUAGAUUUAAUCAAAGGAAGUUGGUUUAGAGCUGAGAUAGCAGAAGGAUUUGAUAUAUCUAAAGUUGAAUGUGUUUUAGUAGAUACUAUGUAAAAUCUAAAUUGUCAAGUAGAAGGAAGAAGAAUAUAUUUUAGUGCUAUAGAUGCUGCCUUACCCGCAGGGUAACACAAAGUGAAAUUGAAGAAUGUUAUUAACCCAUCUGCAUCUGGAGAUUCAGAUCCAUUUAUCUUUGAGACUUUAGAACCUUUAGUUAAUACAGUCAUUGAAUACUUUAACGUAGGUGUCACAACAAUCACCCCUGGGUAGAUCAUUAAUCCAUCAAUUGCUGGAGCUCCUUUAAAUUAAAAUUUAAGAAUUGAUUACACUAUCAAAUUCACUCCUUAAAAUAAAAUUCCUUACACAGGAAGAAUUGAAUACAUCAUUCCAACUGGAUUUACUUUGGAUCCAACAUGUAGAAUAAUUUCUGGGUUAUCGCAAAAUGGAACAACACCAAUUUCUUGUGUAACUAGUGGUCAGAAGAUAACAAUAACGGACUUUGCAUCAUUUUCGCCUUAAGAAAUUACUCUUAAAAUUUAUGCAGUUAAUCCUCCAAUUUCAAAAUUAUACUAAUUUUGCUAAAUUUACACCUAUUCAACCUUUGGUAAGGUUCCUGUCAUAAGUGGGUCAAGUAGUAAUUAUAAAGGAAUUGAUUAAAAUUUGGAAGCUGGAUCCAUUCAAAUAUCUUCAAUUUAAAGUCCUUACUUUGUCGCAAUUGACUUAUAUAAACAAAUGCAAAAUAUCUCUUUGGAUAAAACAGGACCCCUAGAUUUUCGACUAUAUCCAAUGCCUUCCAAUUAAUUAAAAUUGACUACUUCACCAACAAGUUAUGGUAGCAUUUACUUUUAGAUACCAUUAUGGUGGAGGAUGAGUGGAUAAAACUUCAAUGGAUGGAACGUAGUUGGUAGCACACCAACUUGUAAUUUUGGAGCAGAUAUAGCAUCAACUUGCAGUUAUUAUUUAUAAAGGUAUAGUUUUAAGACUCCCUCUUCAACGAACUAUUUGAAAUAUGAUCCAAGCACAGGACUUAGUAAUUGCGAUCUACCAAUUUCAGUGGCUGUUUCUCAAAUUACACCAAUUCCUGGAAGAUUUGAUUUCAGAGUUUUAACAUUUAAUGAUGGAAUUUAUAGCACUUUUGAUUAAAAACCAUUAGAAUAAGAUUUAUAUACAAUGGAAAUAGCUGCAGAUUAAUUUAUUUAACCGAAUACUUAUAUAAAAUGUACAUCAGUUGAUUAAGUGGAUGCUGAUAUGGUAUGUUAUUCAAAUGUGGUUGUAAUUUUGCCAAUUCCAUAUGAAGGUUCAAUUAAUUUCAAUAUGAGCACAGUAAACUCAACUUAUGAGUCAUCUGCUGCAUGGCCUAAUGAUCUAGGAUUUGGGUUAGGAAAUGAUGGGAAAAAGAGAAUACCAUGUUAUGUAAGCAUCAGAACUAGUCAUCCCAAUGUUCAAUGUUGGGUUUUCUCAGGGGGAACAACUAGAAAAUAUGCUAUUUUAUAAGUAAGAGGAUUCAGCUCAAAAAUAAACACAGGAACCAAUGUAUUUAUAGUAAUUCCAAAUGUUAAAUCAUGUACAGCUUUCGAUAUGUAAUGUUUCGUUACAGUAUCAUCAGCUUGGACAACUGAAUUAGAUGAGCCUUACACAAUGAAUUACCUUAAAUAAUCAGUAGGAUUCAUUAAAUAGGGAGAUGUUUAUAAAGAUGUAAGUACUAGUGCUCCUACAUUGGCCAAGGAUGUUUAAGAUCUAACACUUUCAGCAACAUUUUCAUCAACAAGAAAAUAGAUUUGUGAAUUAACAACAUGGACAUUGUAAUUUCAGCAUACAGAAGUGAUAACUUCAUGUAAUACAGGUACUUCGAAUUAUCCUUAUUGUCCAAAUUCAACUCCAGAUCAUAUAUUAAUAAAGUUCACAGAUAAAACGAGAUUUCCCAAUUAGUUUGGAGUAACAGCCACAAGUCCUCAUGGAGCUGUUUAUUUAAUUGAUCAUUUUCUCACAGGAGAGUAUUAUUAUUUCAUCAUAGUGAAUUCUGGAAACAUAGCUGCAAAUGGUCCUGUUUAAUUGGCGAAUAUCUAUAAUCCCAUUAUUUAUACUCCAGGAGUUGAUAUAAAAUUGAUAUACUGGAAUUAGAAUAGAAAAAUAAAGAGAAUAACUUUCCCAACAUCAAGCAUAUUUAUAGAUGGUGGCAUAUUAGGUCCACCCUAAUUUGAUAUUUUACCAUAAACUUCUGUGGGAAUGAAUGCUGAUAGAUCUUAAGUUACCGAUACAGAUUUUGAUUCUUGGAUCAUUUUUAGAGCAACAUUUACGACAUGUCACAAGAUUCCAGCUAAUGGUCUUGUUGAAUUAGAAGUUUAGAAUGGAUUAGUAGAUUACACAACAACAUGUGAGGUCUGGUCAGGAGUCACAAGUCCCCCUAAAAGAUUAGGAAACACUCAUGAAUGUAAUUUAGUGGAUGUAAGUGGAAUAAAAUAUUAUCAAUUAACUAAGUUUAAUGAGAUUCCUGUCCUAACUAAAUUCACUUUAUCAUUUAGAGGUAAAACUGGAUUAGUUUCUACUACUGCUAAUCCUAUUAGAAUUUAAACCUAUUUUGAUGCAUCUGUCCCAACAUCUACAGCUUCAAAUAUAGAUAAUUUUUAUAAUACUGCCUAUCCACCUAAUCCUGUGUUAAAUGGAAUUGAUAUCAAUGGUCCAAAGCGUUUUCCACCAAAAUUAGAAUGGAUGGACUUCAUUAUUAUUAAUGAUAAGGCAAGAGAAGGGACAAGGGGAGAAUUUUAUAUGCAUGUUAAAACAAAUCAUAACAUACCUGAUUACACAACAAAUUCAGCACCUCGAUUAGUAUUUACUUUUAACACUACAGCUAUCUCAAUGCCUAAUGGAGGUAUUCCUCAUUGUAGAUUGGAUGGUCACUUAGCAAGGUAUUGUACUUGGGCAGGUGGAGUUAUAACAAUGGCUAUGCCUUUAACUCAUGGAAUGAUAGCUAAUUAAGAACACUUAGUUAUGAUUAGUACUAGAGGUGCAGAUUAUUCAGCAACUUAUUAGGAAGGAUUACAUCAUAACAAAGCUGGAACCUACAAAUUAAAAGUAGAAACAGUUAAUACAGGAACAAAUUAGUUUAUUCGAAAGGUUAUGACAAUAGAUCCCCCUAAAUUCAGAGUUUUUUGGGUUUGGUCUGCAAAUAAAGUUGGAUAUGAUCCUGUAACUCCUUCUGCUACUCUUUAAGGAAUGUCAGUAUUUAGAUUAUACUUUACUAAUACUAUAACAAUUCCACCUUCAGAUAAUCCUGAUCCGAUUUCUAUGAUUAUUCUCUUCCACAGAACUAUUUGGCCUACUUUUACAAAUGGAUUUGAAUAAGAUUUAGGAACAGGACUACCUCAUAGGACAUAAUUACCUUGUAUUUAAGAAGGCUUUUCAUUAUUACCUGGUGUUACUUAAUUAAAAUGCCGAUUGUUUUAUGGUAGUUAUCCUAAUCCAACUAAAGUAAUUAUUACUGAUUUUGAUUAAAUACCUGUAAAUACAAAUGGUGAAAUACAUUUACCAAAUAUUUUCAAUCCUAAUUCAACAUAUGAAUUAACUAAAAUCUCAAUUUAAGUCUAAAAAACAGAUGCUAUUACUGGUACAAGUGAACUAAUUUUAUCCUCAGAUUAUGAUUUAAUAAAUGGAACUUUUGGGAGAACUAAAGAGUAACCUGGUUUCAAUAAAUUGGCAAUUGACAUACCUGCAUUAGUCUAAGACGAUUUAUAAAAUGUGUGGGCAGCAGCAGUUAAUCCUACUUUCUCUGUUGCUACAAUAGAUACAGUAGCAACACUAUCAUUAUAAUAUGGAAGUAAGGAUUACAAUAUGGGUGGAGGAGCAGAUAUGAUUUUGUUUGAAAUACCUCCUAAUUGGGAUUUACCUUAUGGACAAAUCACAUGUUCCUUCCCAGCUGGUAAUAUUUGUUAUUCUUAUCCAUUGGGUCCAUACAUAGGAUUGUAUCCAGAUUCUGGUAUUACUGCAGAUUCAUUAUAAUCUGGUUCUGUGACAAUCAAGACACCACCCUUCAAGGUUUUGGUAGCAACAUCUGAUCCACCAAUUAAGAUUUAUGUUUUCACUCGAUCUAAAUUAGUAUAUGUGUACAAGAUUGAUUUUACUUAAGUUUUAAAUGCUGUUUCAGUUACUCCAACUGUUACUUGUACUUUAUGUUUCUAUGAGACAAUAACAGAUUACACAAUUACAGUAACAAAUCCAAAAAAUAUACCUACUACUGGAGCAAUAACAAUAAAAAUACCAACAGGACUUACAAUAAGAGAAAAUGGAUGCAGGAAUGAUGUAUCCGGUGGAUCAGUGUUAUCCAAAGUUGGAUUUGAAUGUGCAUAUGAUGGAGCUAACAGUCAACUUCUAAUUACUGGAUUCAAUAAAUUUGUUGGUCCUGGUAAGAUUAUAAUCAAAGUAAGAAUGGAAAAUCCUGAUGAUACUGUGACAAUUUCAGAAAAAUGGGAAUUUAAAACUUGGUAUUUGAAUGAAAGUCCAUUGAAUAAAUUGAUUACAUAUGGAGAUGCAACAUCCCCUUCUUUAAGUGAUGCCACUGAUAUUGAAUAUUGGGACACACCAUAUAGAAGUAGAGUAAGAGGAAGAACAUCAUUAUAUGGAACUAUAGAAUUCAGAAUAAAUUUACAGAAUGAUCUUGCAGCAGGUGGUAUAUUGUAUAUCAAAUUUCCCACUCUUUUCAAUAAGAUUAGAUGUUCAUAAUAUCUUUGUUUGUGGGAUGAUACACCAUGGUUUGAUAAUCAUAAUGAUAAUUUCUUACCCGCUGAGAAAUGUUUGUAUGAUAAAGCUACUAGAAUAUUAUCUAUGUACACACCUAUAAAUACUUUAAUAAAGAAAGAUACUUUAUACAGAAUCAUAAUUGACACAUAAAAUUCUGCUGAUGGAAGUAGAGGAUUUUAAUUACCAGCAAUGAAUACUUAUACUUUUGAUAUUUAUACAACUCUUGAAUUAAAACAUAGCGAUAUCUUUGUUCCAUAAUUGAAGGCAUUUAAGUAUUUUGAAUGUGUCUCUUUGAUCACUAAUGUGAAUUCUAAAAAUAUGAUGGUAGUCAGAUUUCUUCCUGUAAUUAAUGUACCUAUUUCAUCAGGAAAUUUUGGAGGAGGUUACUUAAAAUUAUACUUCCCCACUCUUUCAGAGGAAUCAGAAUUUCUAUAUAAGGAUGAUUUAGGAACUGGGAAAAAAGAUGGGGAUCCCAUCUAAUGUUAUGCCAGAAACGGAUUUCCAGCCUCCACAGUUUUGGAAUGCAAAUUAUAUCUAGGCAAUAGGGUCUAUGGACAACAUGCUUAUAUUUUGAUACAAGGCUGGACUGGCGAUUUAACGAAUUCUCCAUCAUUUACAACUGGAUACCAAGAACUCUUUUCAAGAGUUAUUAGUCCACCUUUUACAGGAGUUGAUAAAUAUUAUGAAUUUGAUAUCGAUUAAUUCUAUACUCCUGAUGUUACUGGAGAUGACAAACACAUUGAAAUGAGAUUAGAAUCUUAUGAUGGAUCAAAUCAGCUUAUAGAAUAAAGCUUUUCUUAUGAUAUGACACUAAAACAUUAUACUCCUGCAACUGGAAGUCAACCAAAACCUACAAAAUCAUCUGAUACCUUAUUUGAUCAAUCUGUUACUUUUGAUUUGAAAAUGCAAUCAACAAUUUAACUUAAAAAUAGUGAAGAAUAUGAUUACUUUAUAUUUGAAUACACUUAACCAUUCUUUGAUCCAUAACCUUAAAAUGUCCAAUGUGAAUCAGGUUCUGUGUAUGUUUGUAGAGUAUCUUAAGGAAACAAUUGGAUUGUUGUUAAACCCUUGAAUACUAUACAAGCCUAAGCUAAUCUAAAAUUUAAAAAUAGUAACAAUCCUAUUUAAGUUCCAACAACAGGUAUUGUUUGCAAAGGAUAUGCUGUUAAAGAUAGAAUUAUAUCCACAAUUUAUACUUAUGCUGCUAUUAAUGAUUAUCUCUUACCAACUUUGGCUGCUACUGCAUAUAAUACUAUUGUCACUCCCAUGGACUAUGCUGAUAAUACUACAAUACCAAAAAGCACUCAAAUUAGAGUAAGGGUUGAAAUCACUAUUCCAACUUAAUCAAUUACUCUUCCAUAUGGUUCAAUAAUAGAUAUCUUUUUACCAACAGGUUUUGUAGCUUAUGAUUAUUCUUUAAGUACUACAGAUUCUAAUGCUAAGUUUGUUACAGCUGACAAUCUUUAAACAAGCGUAACUGCAUCUUCUACAAUUACUGGUUUUACUGGAAGACCUCAACUUACAAUAACUGGGUGGGAACCUAUCAAAGUUGGAGAAAAAAUAAUAUUUGAAACUUAUUGUAAAACAUCUACAGCUGCUAUGAGUCCUGCACUUUGGAAUUUCAAAGCUUGGAGGGAUACAGGUAGAACUAUUGAAUUAUGGACAUCUGCUGCUUCUGCUUUUAAUGUUUAAACUUAUGGGUCCUUUAAAACGCUUGAAUGGAAAACAAAAGAUCCUACUGUGGCAAGAAAAAAUUAAGUCUCUCCUUUUACUUUUUAUUUAUCCUUUAAAACAGCUCCAACUGCUAAUACUUAAAUAACUAUAAGUUUCCCAGCUUUAGCUACUGUUUCUGUUCCAGCAGGUGCUGUAUUAUAUUGUACAAUAGAAGGCACUACAGGACUAAUUCAUAAAUUUUCAUAUUGUUAUGGAACUAAUACUCUUGAUAUAAUUAUGUUGAUGCCAGUUUCACCUGUUACAUUUGUUGCAAAUACUUAAUAUAAAGUUACAAUAAGUUCAAGAGGUAAUAGUAUAAAUCAUGGAUUAUUGUUUGCAGCUAGUGGAGUAUUUACUGCAACUCUAACCUAAGAUAAUGGUGAUACUGGAAUUUUAAGAUUUGAAAUAUUACCAACAGAAUCAUUUGCAUCUACCUAAUUAAGGAUUGUAAAUUCUGGAAUAAAAAGUACAGGUUUUACUGAGACUUCUUUUUUAUUUUCAUUUACAACUUCUGUAUUAAUUCCAAAAACAGGUAAGAUUGUCAUUGCUUUCCCUAAUUUUGCUAUUGAUGGUACUACUAUAUUGUUCUAAGAAAACCUUAUUUAAUCAGUUGUUUAUAACAGUGGUGAUCUGUAUCCAGGAUGUUAUUCAACAAAUUAAGCUUUAUUAAACAAUGGUUUGAAUUGCAGAAUCUUUAAGAAUUCAGGUGAAUAUGCUCAAACUCUAAUUGUUAUUUAAUCAUUUGUUAAUGAUAUUGCAAGUGGAACAAGUUUAUAAAUAGUUAUUGAAUAGGUAACAUUACCAACUUCUGCUGCUUCAGCUGACAUCUUUUUAUAUACUGCAGAUGUAAAUAGUGCAAAAUUAGAAGCUUAUUAUUUUGAAGAUGCUGUAAAUCCUUUAGUAUAAAAUCCUUCUACAAUGACUACAACAGUAGCAGCUACCAGUGCAACAGUAUAGUCAAAUACAGUAUUUACAUUUACUAAUGUAAAUUUUGGAACAACUGCUCUGAAUGGAUAUUCACAUAUAGCUUAUAGAUUCCCAGCUGGUUAUUAUGAUGUAUCAAGUGCAACUGUAACAACAGGAGGAACAUGUGCUACUCCAAGUGUUUUAGAAAUUUAUGCACAUUGGAUUAUAUAGAGAUUCACUGGUGUUACAACAUGUACUUCAAAUAGGAAUGUUGCCUUCUCUAAUAUCAAUUAAGUUAAUAGUGUUGUCACUACUUUUUCUAAGUUAGCAUUUUAGAUUUAUACAUGUUUAACAAGAGUAUGCAAUUUCUUCACUGUAACAACUUAACCAAGUGUUCCAUAUACAGCUGCUUCUCCAGGAAGUUUAGCAGGAGUUGCUCCAAUAGAAGUGAGAUAUUUCCCAUAUUCUUUUAUAAAAUUUGAACUCACUUAUACUUGUUCAGGUCAUAACAUUCCUCUGGGUGGACAAGUAAUUUUAGAAGUAGAUUCAACAAAGUUUUAGAUUUAGAGAAUAGAAUUAAAAUCAGGAGGAAUAACAUCAGUUACUUAUAGUAAUGCUGCAGGAACAAUAACCACAUUCACCUUAUUAUCUUCAUACUUGAAAUCCUAAGCAACUAUAAAGUUCGAUGUUUAUGGAUAAUUACCUUCUAGCAUAGGAGCAUCAGGUGUUACUACAUUUACUUUCUCAUUGAAGAACAGAUAUGAUGGUGUUGAGAUAUCUUCAGAUUCAACUAAACCAACUUUUGAUAUGAAGACACCUUUAUCUAUUGUAUCGGCAUAAUCAUUUCCUUCAGUCUCAUCUUCAUAAUCAAUAUUAUCAAUAGUAUUGUUACCAGGAGCUAAAAGUGUUGAUAAUGAAUUACAUUUCUAACUUCCUACAAUUUCCACAAGUGAUACUAACAAUUUUAAAGUUUUUGUAUUUAUUGAAGGUAUGAUAAGUGGUUCUGGUUCAUGUUCAAUAUAAAUUGCAGAGGGUUCAUCUGCAGGUACUCCUUUAUGUAAUGUGGCAGGUGCCGAUAAAUUGGAAAUUACUGAUAUUGAUCCAAGUACAAUUUAAGCAGAAUUCUAUCUUAAAGUAUCAUAUGUAAAAAUUACUACUUUUGGAUUACUUCCUGUAACUAUUUAAAUAGUUGACUCGACUAACACAGUCUUAAAUAUAUUUACUGGUUCAGUAAUAGUCUAUGAAUUUUAAAUGGAAUCUAUAGGAGCUAGUUUUAAACACAAUACAAAUGGGGGAAACAGUAAUAUUUUAGAGAUAAGUUUUGAUCCACCUGCGAUUACUAAUUUUAAUGGUUUUGAUGGAGAAUUAUUUUUGGAUUUAUUAGGUUCCUUUACUUCUUUGCCAAGCUCAAUUAUAAAAGAAUAAUGUGAUUAUACUUCAGCUUAGAAUUUUGAUUGUGAGUUUGUACCUGCUUUUAGAUUAAAUUCAGUUGGAUCAACAAGUGCACAUAGAGAUCCAUUUAAUAAUAGAAUAAUUAUUAGCAAAUUUGAAUAACAAAGUACUAGCAUUAAUAGCAUAAAAAUAUGGUUUUAGUAUAGAUAUUCUACCCCAACAUUUUGGAUAAAGACUAAAAUGUUUUAGUUUGGUUAUUAUGUUAAAGGAUAAGGAAAUAAUUAGAUCUAUAAAUUUGGAUAAAACUUCUUAUUAUAAUUGAAUGAAUUAGACCCUUCAGCUCCAAUAUCAGGAUCUGGAUAAUUAAAUCAUAUUGGAUCUGCUUAAUCAAUUGGUACAAUAACAUCAUCUACAAUAUAUACAUCUUAGAGUGAUAAUACAUUUGAUGAUAAUGAUUAUGUAUCAAUUAAACUUGUUGGUGGAUAUUCAGUGAAAUAUGGUACAUAUAAUUAAAUGAAACUACUAUCAUCCACAGCUUCAAUGUCAUCAUCCUCAACAUCUACAACAUUAGAUAGUGGUUAUACUAUAUAAAGAAUGGGUUAUUUUGAAGGAAAGAUUGGCAGUGGAUAUUAAGAUCUACUAUUUACAUUGAGUAAUGUAGAAUUGCCAUAUUACCCUACUACUUCAUUAAGUGAUAUUGCAGCAAUUGUACUUAUUUUAGAUGGAACAACAAGAGAGAUAAAAGAGAGAUUUCAAUUGAGUCGAUCAACAGGUGCUAGUAGUUAAAGUUUUACAAGUUGCUCUGCUUAACAAAUUGAUUCCAACUCUUUCUAAUUUGAUUUCACUUUACCCUCUAAUUUUAAGACAUUUAAUAAUAAUGGAUGUGUAUCUACUUCAACAUGUUAUUAAUAUAUUGAAAUAACAACAACUACUGCUGCAUAUAAUGAUAUUUCAUAAUAUGAAGUUACUUGUGGUUCUGGAUCAUCAUUAAUCAAUCAAUAUAUUCCAUAUAAUGGAUAUCCACCAAAACUCUAAUAAAUUACUUCUAAUCCAUAUGGAAUAAGAUUAUCAGAAUAUCUUGAAAUGAAUAGUAAUAGUUAAAUCUGUAUCAAAUUCAGAAAGAAGACUGCAGCUACAGCUGGAUCUGUUACCUUCACUAUUACAAUCUAUGAGAAUCAAUCUUCACCAAUAGCUAUAGCAUCAUGCACAGCAGCUGCAAUUACUGCAUCAAAUACAGCAUCAGGACAUUAAUUAUCAGGAGUAGUUAAAUAACCAUUUGGAUUAUAAUUGUUUUAUGAUAAUUAUAAAGCUUUAGUGAAAAAUGUAGAAAGAUAAAUAACAAUUGAGUUCUCAUUACUUGCAGAUUUAGCCUCAAGUGGUUCUUUUACAAUAGAAACAAAUAAUUUAGGAUUGGGUAACUUUGAUAUAACAAGAAGAUUAAAAUGUAUGUUUAAAGAAAAGGCUACUUAAUUAGUAAGACAUGUUCCAUCUUUAUGCACAGUAGAUACGACAAAUAAAAAAAUUACUAUUACUUAUAAUAUAGCAACAUUAACUACUUUGAAUCCAAAAUUACUUAAGGAUAAGGUUUAUGAAUUAAUUAUUAAAUAUGAUCAACUAAGUAUCAAAUAUUUAUCAGAACCUGCAUUAUAAGGAUAAUAUCAAAUGACAUUUAAAUUCUUAGUAGGAACAACUGUUACUUAUUCUUAAAUAUUACCAUUCACUAUUUAUAAUAACUAAGUAUCUGAUUUAGUUACUUAAAGUUAUGUUGAUCACAUUUCUGAAAGUACUAACUUUUAUGUUAAAUACAAAGCAACUCAAUCCUUAGCUUCUUCUGAUAAUAUUGAUGUCUUAAUACCUAUCCGAGAAGUUCAAAAUGAUGGAACACUUAAAGUGUUAAAUACAAAUAAACUUAAUACAGCCCUUCUUAAUGGAUAAAAAAUUGGAUGUUUAGACAAAGUUGGAAAUUUGGGUAUUUAUUUCAAAUGCUAUUUAUAUUAUGGUAUAGCUGAUUUCUAAAGACCAUAUUCAUUUAUUAGAUUAACCAAUUUUACAGGUAUUUCAAGUGGAACAACAAUAUAAUUUGUGAUUUAAAAUUUAGUGAAUCCUUCAACAACUGAUUUAAUUAUGGAUUAUGAAAUUAGAAUUACAGGAGCUGACUCUUAUGAAUACACAUAUGCUUAUGCUGCUACUUAUACAUUACCAGCAUCAACAGCUACAUCUUCUACUACUGGAUCUUUAACAAUCACUCCUUUACCUUGUUUUUCACAAAUCAAUUAUGAAUAUUAGGUUACUCUAACAAAAGAUGUUAAUCCCAAUUAUGAAUCAAUAGUCAAAAUUAAUUAUGAUCCUCUUAUAUGGGGAGAAGAUUAUACAAUAUUUGCAGCCACUAUUGGUGGAACAGCUUCUAGAAUUGAUCCAUUAGAUUCAUCAAAUGUAUUUAUUGUUUUUCCUGCUGGUUAUUCUAGUGGAAGUUCUAUCACUAUUGCAAUAACAAAUGGUCUCUUUUAACCAAGUUAUGUUCUUACAAAAUCUCAUUAAGUUAAGGCAUUUUUCAUUAAUUAUUAAACCAAAGCAAUUGUUUAAUUGGCAACAACUACUUCAUCUGUAACAACUACUUAGGCUAACAUUGCUACUUAUGGUACAGUAAGUAGUAACUCUGAUUUAAAGAAAGACUUUUUGUCAGUCAUGUCUAUUCCUAUAACUUUAUUAGGUCCAAUUAAAACUAAUUACUAAUUUAGAAUCAUAUUCCCUUCUGAUUAUAUUUUAAGUAAUGGAUAUUGUAAGUCUUUUGAUGAUCUUACAAAUGUAGAAUAUUCAACUACUUGUUCAGAUAUAGAUGCAUAAACUAAAAAGAUUAUCUUCAAUACUUUAAUUAAAGCUACUAAAGCAUUCACAGUUAAAGUAUAAGUAUAAACUCCUACAACUGCUGGUAGCAAAAGCAUUGAUGUAAAAUUUUUCGCAGAUGAUUUGGAUACUUCUACUUUAUUAAUUCAGACAGAUACUUUGACAGCUUAGACAAUAAUUGAUUAUACAAAAAUGAGAUUAGCUAUGCCUUACAUCAAAGCACCCUAAAUCUUAUUGUAAGAUGGGGAAAUAGGACCAAUCACUUUAACUGUUAAAUUGACUAGUGCAAUAACAAAAUAGACAGACUCUGUGAUAAUAGAUACUUCUAAUUUCAUGACUGUUACAAUUAAUCAACCUAUUAAUACAAAGAGAUUAUAAUUUGCAUGCUUUUGGAAUAAUUUAGCUGCAAUGAAUUGUAAGAAUGGUGACACUUCAGCCAAUUAUGAUAAAAUUACAAUGUUUGCACCAUCAGAUACUGGUUUUGCAUCAGGUGAAAAAGUAACAAUAAAAAUUAUGAUAUGGAGACAUUAAGAAAUUGGAUAAACUGAUUUCACUUAUGAAUGGCAUGACAAUACUGAUGAUUCAGUACCUACAGCAUCUAUUAAAGAUAAAAUUAUAACUAUAGGUUCAACAGAUUACAAAAAGAAUGUUGUUUAUUAAAAUUACAGAUUUGAUGAAACAACAACAACUCCAUUCUAAACAUAUAUAGCUGUACAUUAAGGAACAAUAGAUACUUAUACAGAUCUUACAGUUCGUUUUAGAUUAAGAAGAGCAUUAGCUUCAAAUUUAAAUACAAAUUGGGGUUAAAUAAUUCUAAAAUUACCAACUUUGGAUGACUUUCUCAAUACAUAAACACAAUUCCCAAAUGGUUUAGGUAGAUUUACUAAAAAUGCCCAAGAGAUUGAUUGUUAUUGUAGUACUUGUCCAUAAAUUAGUAAUAUUGAUCCAUUGGAACCAUUUUUCAAAUGUUAUGUGUAUCAAGGAGCUAGUCAUAGAGUAGCACCCGUAGAAAUAUGGUUAAAUCCAUAAUAAGAUAUGUCAACAUAAUAAGUUGUUGAAAUAUCCUUCCCUAAAAUUAAAUUACCAUCUAUUUAAUAUACAUAUACUAAAAUAUCAAUGAUAGCAUAUGAAUUUUAAGCAAGUUCAAAAACAGUUAGAAAUCACUCAGAAAUAGUACAUUUUUAUACAUUCCAUACAAUUCCUGAUGCCUUUACUACAUAUACUGCAGUAACACCUCCUACAUUUACUGUAAAUCUAGUUGGAGCUAUGUCUGGAGUAACAGCAACAGUCAAUAAUCCUUAUGAUGAUCUUCUUGAUUAUUGUCAUGAUAGAUGGGUAUUAAGUACUGAUGAUGUUGAAACUAAAUUUGAACAUCCUUAUAAUCCAGAAACUGGUACUUUAUAUUCAAAUGGUGGAGCCUAUCCAUACAAUUAUAUUGAAUUCACUACUGCUACUAAUCAUAUAGUAGUUAUUUAUAAAUUAGCCAAAUGGAUAACAUUUGUUCCUAAAGUUGUGCUUACCAAAUCUGCUACAUAAACUUUGAAUAUUUAAAAAUUUAAGAAUAUGCCUUAUAUGAUACCUAGUGGAGUCAAUUAUAAAAUGACUUUAUUCAUAGAUUUAGGGGUUAGAUCUUAUACUGAAUAUAGUGUAUUUACAACUGCAUCAUAAUACAGAUUAGCAUAUUAACCAUCUACAACAGUUAAAUAAAUGUCUAUUGAUCCUAUUCCUGCUCCUGCUGAAACAGCAGCUCCUUAAACAUAUGAAUUGAAAUUCUUACCUUAUAAUAAAAUACCAAAGAAUGGUAAGAUAAUCUUUACCUUCCCUCCUUUACCAAGUUAUGAUUGGGUGUUUACUGAUCAAUAUUGUAUAGUCUCCUAAAAUUUACAAGAUAGUGGAUGUGAUAUUAUUCCAGCUAGUAGAAUUAUCAUAAUUAAGGAUUGGUUGAAUGAUUAUGAUCCUAAUAUUGAUGGAUAUUUAAGUGUUAAAUUUGAUAUUGUAAAUCCAACAAAUGUUUAAACUUAAGUUCCAUUUACUUGGAGAACUUAUUGGGAUUAGAAUUAGAAUACUUGGUUAAUUGAUGAAGAAACUUUCUUUGAAAAUACUCCAAAUACUUAAAUUAUUUAAGGAGGUAAUUUGAUUGUUACUCUUUGGGAUAGAUUCUAACAUCCUUAUAUUAUUUGUGGUGGUAGAAAAGGACCAAUUAGAUUAAGAUUUAUUCUAAGAGAUUAAAAUUUAGUUUAUCCAGAUGAUUAUAUUGAAUUAUGGAUGCAAAAUACUUUUUGGCCAGUUUCAACUUAAAAAUAUAUUGUUUGUUAUUUCAAUGAUCCUAAUGAUUUCUAAUUAGUAAAUAUAAAAUCUCAUAGAUGUGAUUGGACUAAUGGAGUAAAUGGUGGCAACUUAAAAAUUUAUAUACCUGAAGAGAUAGAUAUACAUGUAGGAGAUGAAUGGGAAUUAGUAAUUACAACAUUUGGUUAAUUUGGUGGUGAUGGAUGGGUUGUUAGAUCUCCAUCAGAUUUAUAUUGGAUAACAUUUUUUGCAAUGAAGAAUGGUGUAAAUACAAUAGAUAAAGGAUGGUUUGAAGCUAAAAUUCCAGGUUGUCCAUUUGAUAAUAAUGGAUUUGAUUGUUAAAGUGUUGGUUGGGAAGCAAGUACUGUUGGUGGUGAUCCAACAUGGACAAUUCUUAAUUUUACAGCUUAAACUGAAAAUAAUCCAAUUCCUGCUGGUGAUCCAAGUUUACUUACUUAUUCAAGAUUAGUAUUUGAAUUUAUUACACAUAAUGAAUUAGAAGAAUCUUGGCCAAUGGAUUUGACUAAUAGAAUGGCAGCUGCAGAUGAUAGAGCAUAAGUAGCUUGUAAUGGUAUGUAUAAGACAACAGGUGCAAAUAGACCAUUAUAACCUAAAGGUAAUACUUAUAUAGAAUGUUACAAUAUCAAAGCUGAAAAUAAAGUAUGGAAUAAUACUCCAUCUUAUAUAGUUGGAAGUUAUUUUGAUGCCAUUGCAGCAUCAGAAAUGUUCCAUUUCUAAAUUGCAGAUUUUCGUAAUGGUUAUGUUCAAGGAGCAUUCUAACAUGUCAAAAUUUCAGUAGAAGUCAAAUAAGAAGAUGGUACAUUCUAUCCAUAAAAUGAACAUUAUUGUUGGCAUCUUCCACCAUCUCUUUAUGCUCCUCCAACUCCAUCAACAGCAUCUACUUCAACAUGGAAUAUUUAACGAUCACAAGUUGCUUUAACUCAAUAAUAAUCUUAUUUUGGUGAUACCAAUGUAGAAAGGUUUGAUACUAUUGUUUAUGAUUUCAAUUAUCCUUAUACAUUGCCAAUGAAAGGAUAUUGUCUAUAAAGAAGAUACAAUGCAAACUUUUCUGAUGGUUACUUGUCUCCAUGCACACCCUAACAUUAUAAUCAUUGGUGGGUUAUGAGUGCUGCCAUUUAAGAUCCUGCUGUUAGAUGGUAUUAAAGAGAAUCUGGUAAUUUUGUAAAUCCACCAUUUGUUUAUAAAUAGAAUAAUCCUUCGAAUGAUCCAACCAUUUGGAAUAACAUUGUCUAAGCAUCACCAUUAAGAAUAUAUAUAUGGAGAGAUAAUAGAUUGAUUAGCAAUUAAACAUUCUAAUCAAAUGGAGGUAAGAUAUCUCCUACUACUGGAUAAUUAUUUAUUGUUAGUUAAACUACAACAAAUGAUAAUGCCAAAAAUACUAUGGUUAGACAUCAUAUAGGAAUUCAUUUUCAAACUACUACUUCAGCUAUGAAACAUAUUAGAUUAUGGGCACCAAAUGACUAUUAAAAUAUUUAAGAUUGUAAAGUUAAUAGAGGAUUAGUUAAUAGAGAUCAUGCUGAUCUAGAUAAUAAAAUUACUUGUGUCAUUACUAAAUUGCCUGCUCCUAUUGAUAAAUGGCUUAUAGAAAUUGAUAACUUCUAGACUUAUCAAGGACAUGGUGAAGAUUAAUGGAUGAUAAUUGAUUUUAAUUUGACCAAUCCCAAUGCUGAAAAAUGGACUGGUAGUUGGUAUGGUAAAACUUAUGAGAGUUUAACUAAUUUAUCAUAUGUGAUAGAUGAAUCUAAAGGUACAGAUGGAUAAACUUGGGUUGGAGAUUCUGUUAAAUAACCAAAUCUAUUUAGAGUUUGGAGAAAUACUAUUUCAUAUGAGAAUAGAAGAGCUUAGACUGAUGAUUAUGCUGAAGUUCAUAUGAGAGUUUUACCUAGAACAAGUCAUCCAGCAACAACAGAUAAUUCAAAUACAGAAGUACAAAUUUGGUUACCACUUGCUUAUGAUUUAGCCAAUGGAGGUGAUCCUCUUUGUUAAAUCAGUAAUGAAUAUCAUACAGAUUUGGAUUCUGUUAAUUGCAAAAUCACUUCAGACAGAAAGAUUACUUUAAGUACUGAUAACACUUAUGGAUUAAAACAAGAAUGUUCAAUGGUUACUGUGACAACUAAAAAUGCCAUUGGUGGAAAUGGUAUUAAAUUACCAUCUAAACCCUAAGAUGACACAUUCUAAGUUUUCAUAGAUUCAAAAGAUUCUAGUGGUAAAGUAUAAAGAGAGUACAAUUACAAUUAAGCUUAUGCAGUCCCAGAUCCAAUUACAUCUGCUACUGAUCCUACUUUUUCAAUUAAAUCAACUAUUAGAGAAGCAAAUCAAUUUACUGUUAUUAAAGCAACAUUCACAGCUCCACUUGAUAUUCCAGCAGGUUAUGAUACUUCCUCACCAGGUCAGGAUCCUUUAACUGCUCCUCCUAUUGGAACAUUAAGAUAUAAAUUUAAUACUAAAGAUUUUGUUAAUAAUGGAUAUUCUGGAUUCCCAUUAAAUCUUGGUUAAACAAGUACAAAUGUACUAUGUUAAGGUUUUGGAAAUUUGAAAGGUACAUUACAAUGUACAUUAAUUGCUUCUACCUAAGUUUCUCCAGAUUAUCCAGCAAUCAUUGAAGUUAGAGGUUUUGAUUAUAUCAGUGCAGGUGAUUUAGUAGAAGUUCAUUUUUUGAAUAUUAAAAAUGGAUUUACUUAUUAAAAUAAAGGAAAUGUCACUUUAUCAGCAUAUAAAAUGAAGGGUGAUGGCACAAAAGUAGAAUUAAUUUAAGAUUCAACUGGUUUUGUACCUGUUUAUGAUGCUAAUUGUUAUGGUAAUCUAUGUUAUAAAGUUUUUACCACAUGUCCAACCAAUACUCAAAUCUAUAUAGAUCCUAACACAGUGGGAGCUUUCAUGAAAGUGACUAUAGAAAAUAUAUACAUCAAUUGCACAAUUCCAUCCACAAUAUAUUAACCACUAUAGCCAGGAGACUAAGUAAUUCUUACAUUCCCUUAAGAAUUUGAAUUCCCAUCUGAAUCAAAUAAUGCUAUAUCUGCAAUAUGGAAUGAUAUUUAGAUGCAAACUAUUGUUUAUCCUUUGACAAGAGAAAUCUAUUUCACUUUCCCUGCAGGAUCAAGUCCAAUUACAGAUUGCCCUAAUAUAUUAAAGAUAUCUUAAUUAAGAGGUCCAGCUUAUUACUUCACAACUCCUUAUGAUAUUAGAAUGAGGAUUGUUAAAUCAUAAUACAGAAGAGUGGAUUGCAUAAUUAGUGGAGUCUAACCUCCAUUAGUAGCAGCACCAAGCACAUAAUCUAUGUUAUUAAGUAGUUAUUUUGCUGGUGAUAUCUUUGUUAAUUAUGAUUUCAAAUUUUCUCCAAGUUAUAAGAUUCCAGCUGGAGGUUCAAUUAAUAUUGGAUUCCCAAAUCGUGGUUUAUUAAAUUACAAUCAUGUUACAUCUAGUAAUCCUCCAGCUGUAUGUAGUUUACUCAAUUCAGUUUAUAUCACUAGUUGUGUAUUGAGUACUACUGGAAUUUAGGUAACUGUAGCAUAAGAUAUACCAGCAUAAUAAGAAUUAUAAAUAAAAUUAAGUGGAGUUAAAAAUUCUGAUUAUUCUGGAUAGACAUUACCAUCUGAUUAUUUAUUAACAAUGUAUCAUCCAAAUGGAUAGAAAGUAAAUGAAUAAGAAUUUUCACCAAUUUUAUUUUAUGCUAAGAAAAAUGUUGGUGUUAUUUAUAUGAAAUUAUCAAAUACUAAUAGCUUUUAAUCUGUAACAGCAUCAUAUACAUUUGUUAUUUAAAAUUCAUACACAGUUCCAGCAUCUGGAGAAAUUGUAUUAAAAAUGCCUAAAGAAUGGGCUUCUGUUGUAACUAAUUCAAUCACAUUAGCUAAAUUAAGUGCUUCUUGGACAAGUGAUGCUUUAUCAUAUACUUAUACAAUUGAUUCUUCUUCAGAUUUUAAUAAUUAUUUAUUAAAAAUCAAAAAUCAAUUUACUUGGCCUCAAGGAGGAUCUUUGACUCUAUUAAUGUUGAAAUUGAGAAAUCCCUCUUUUGAAAGUACUAAAAUAUUUUAAGCAUAAACUUAUUAUGAUAAUGUUUUACUUGAUUAGACAGAUCCAUUGGAUUCUUCUUUGAGAUUCAUAUAUAAACCUGCUGUUCCUUCACUUUAAAUUAACAAUUUCAUUAUGGAACCUUCAAAUGCAGGAGAAGUAUCAACAUAUUCUUUGAAUAUGACAACAAGUGGAAAUAUGACAUCUGGUAGCACAAUUCAAGUUUAAUUUCCAACUGAUACUUAUCCUCCAGGAUUAACUAGAUAUGAUUUAUCAUUAGGAUGUAAUUUAUUAUUCAAAAAUGGAACAAAUGUAACUGUUCCAUGUUCUGCUGCUAAUUCAAAAUUGACUGUCAGUUUAAAUGCUAAUAUUGAUUAAAGCACUGAAUUUACACUUUAAAUUGUAGGAAUAACAAAUCCAAAUUAUGAUACAUCUGCUAUAAAAGGAUCUAUUGAUGUAUUAACAACAGAUUCUAAUAAUAAUGUUUUAACUUAUAAUAGUGGAGCAGCUGAAAUUAAUCCAACAGCAGCACCAUAGACAAUGAAAUUAGUAAAAUUAGCUACUUCAUCAACAAAUUUACAAGUUAAAGCUGCUUAUACAUUAUGUGUUUUGACAGAUAUAAGUAUUCCUAUGGGAGCAUAAGUAUUUGUAGAUUUUCCAUAAUAAUUUACAUUUAAAUCAUCCUCUUAUCCUUGUUAUAUAAGUUUAGAUCAUAAUAAUGCUCUAUUGCCAUAUGACAAUUCAACUUCAUCUCCUUCUUGUAAAAAUUCAAAUUCUUUAAGAAGAAUUGCUGUCUCUGCCCAUACAGCUGCUUAUGUUGGUAAUUAAAAAGCUCCAGCUUAAUUAUGUUACAUAUUAGAGAAUAUUGAGAAUCCAAGUUCUGCUGGUCCUACUGAUAAUUUUGUAGUAAGUAUAUAUGAUACAUAAAAUAAAAAUAUUGUAGCAUAAACAUUUGGAACUCUAUCACCAAAUUCAACAUUAUCAUUUAGUUAAUAAGGAUUAGUAAUCACAGUUGAAAGUAUAGAUCCAUUACCUAGAUAUCUCACAACAAAACCCAUUAAAGUAACACUUCAAAGAUCUGUCAGUCACACUGUAACUUUAACACCUCAAUCAACUGAAUUUAAAUUCAUUCCACCAGAAUUAGUAUUUUUACCUGCUAAUGGACCUGAAAUGUAUUUCAAAAUCUAAGCAAUUGAUGAUGAUGCCACUGAAGUUGGACUAAAAUAAUUUAGUUGGCUCAAAGUAGAAUCAGCUACUGCUAAAUUUUCAGAGAUGGCUGAUUCUUUCUUUUAAUAUGUAGAUAAACCAACAGCUAAUUAAUUAUACAUGACAAUUAAUCCAAGAGUAUUUAGAGUAGCCUUAGGUGGAACAUCAUUACCUAUGACUUUAACUCUUUCUUAACCAGCUGCAUAAGACUUAUUAGUCAAUUUCACUACAAUAAAUCCUUAUUAAGAUAGUUCAUUAGUAUUUGAACCAAUUAAUGCAGCUGGAUAAGUCAAAUUCCCUGCUGGUACAACUUCAAUUUAACUUUAAUAUACUACUAAAUAAACUGCUUUAUCAGGCUAGAUUUAAUUUGAAAUAGUUGAUAAAUACAGUUCCUUAUAUACAAUUCUUGAUAAUAUAGUCAAUUUUGAAAUCUUAGAAACAGAUGAUAAAAUACCUGAAGUAGUUAAUUAUUAUGCUGUCAAUGUAAAAAGAACCAGCAUGUAUUUCAGAGCAAGCAUUGAUGAAAGUGUUACCUUGUAUUAUUAUUUGACUUUGAAAGGUAAUCCAAAACCCACAAUGGAUUAAAUAAAAUCUUAAUAAAAACUUACAAAUGUAUUUACUCAAUUUGGAAAUAAUCAAAGCUUUAUUGCUCCUGUAACUUAAGAUUAUAUUUAUAAUGAUGUCUAUUUAGAUCUACAAGGAUUAACAGAAUAAACAGAUUAUUCUCUUUAUUUCUUUGUUACAGAUUUAAGUGGAAAUAAUAAUACAGAAGUCAAAUAAUUCGAUUUCACAACAGCUGCCAAAUUCUAACCAGCAUAAUUCAAGAUCACUUUGAGUAAAGAUAUUGAUAUUGAAAAAUUAUUGAGUGCAUUUGGUUUAGUCACAGGAUUACCUUCUAGUAGCUUUGAAACUAUUGAAAGACCUAAGAAAUAUAACAUAGAUGGAGAAUUAGAUUCUGAUGUACAAUAGAUAUUAGAUUCCUAAACUGUCACUUAUACAUUCCAAAUAAAUCCAGAUGCAACUGUUGGUGGUCUUUCACCUUAUGAAUAUAUUAGAUUAAUCUAAUAAAAUUUAGAUCUCUUAUAAUCAGAAAUACCAGAAGUUGUAGAUUAAAAUAUUUUCAAUACUGCUUGGGAGUAUUUUGAAUAUCCUUAAGAGUUUAAGUAUAAUCCCAUUAAGAUUAAUGUCACAGAAGAUACUGUUUAUUUCAAUGUAUCACUUAGAUAUACUGGUAAUCUUUACACUUUGGUUUUACCUGCUGAUGCACCAGCACCUUCAUCCAAAUAAGUAUCCAUGGGACUUAAUUCUACAAAUUAUCCUGUUUAAAAGGUAAUAUUAAUAUUCAUUAUAUUCAUUAGGAAUGGGCCUAUAAAGUUAGAUUCUAAUAUAGUAAUAAAACUAGUACUGAUAAUCAAUAGCUAUAUGCUAUUUUCAAAUACACUCUGCUUUUUGAUAAUUCUUAUUACAAAGCAUAUUUUACUGCUGAUAACAAUUUAAUUAGCAAUCCAGAUUUAAUGACCAGUAAUUAUUUAUUUAAUUGUUAGAUGAAUAAAUGAAAUUAAUUGAAUUCAAAACCAAGAGAGAAAUUGUUAUAAUACCUAAAAAGUAUUUAUAAUCAACUUUAUUAUCUAUGAUAAUGAUAAUAAUCCUUAUAAUAGGAUGA